AUGCGAGAUUAUGAAGAAAUCGAGAUACGCGGAGAACGCUGUGUUGAAACGCAAACAAGUCCGAUAAGUUCGGAAAAUGAGGAGCAAGGUUUCAGCGAACAAAUGUACGAUUGUUUUGUUGGAAAUAAUGGAUUAAAUAAUGUCGAAUACGAGGAAGUAAUCUUAAAAAGAUCGAAAGUUGUACCUCGUUUAGGAAUAACUUUAUGCUAUGGAUCAGCGGACGAUAAUGACACUGAUAUAUUUAUUAGCGAAAUAGAGCGUGGAAGUAUAGCAGAUCAAGACGGUCGUCUUCGUCCUGGUGAUCAAAUCCUGCAGGCAAAUUUUCAAUAA
Dracunculus medinensis (Guinea worm) is the source of this 330-nucleotide messenger RNA. Lineage: Eukaryota; Metazoa; Nematoda; Chromadorea; Rhabditida; Dracunculidae. The record is from the annotation of a GenBank genome assembly.